UCAUUGCAUAUUUGUGGCGCCUCUUCAGACUCUACCUUCUUAUGGAGUUGAUCUCUGGGAACGAGCCAUGACUCCGCUAGACUUGGAUGCAAUAGUGUCAGAACUGGGCCCCACUUCCCAGAACGCCACUGUGGGGGCAACAGCUAGCAUUUCCGUGGCAAUCAGAACUCUGCUUUUACUCGUCUGUCUGCUGCUGGUAGCUUGGAGUCACACGGACAAACAACAACUACCAGGUCCAUCUUUCUGUCUGGGGUUGGGACCUCUUUUGUCAUAUGUGAGGUUCAUUUGGAGCGGCAUAGGCACAGCCAGCCAUUACUACAACAACAAGUACGGCGACAUUGUGCGCGUUUGGAUCAAUGGAGAAGAAACGCUCAUUCUCAGCAGGGCUUCGGCGGUGCACCACGUUCUGAAGCAUGGACACUACAACUCUCGUUUCGGUAGCAAGUUAGGGCUCAGCUGCAUCGGGAUGAAUGAGAGCGGGAUUAUAUUUAACAACAAUGUCACCCUGUGGAAAAAGAUACGCAGCUAUUUCACUAAAGCUCUGACAGGCCCCGGCCUGCAGCAGACCUUGGAUGUUUGCAUUUCCUCAGCACAGAACCAUCUGGACCACCUGGAGGAGACUAACUUGGAGACAACUGCAGGGGAUGGACGGAGACAUGUGGAUGUCCUCAGUCUGCUGCGCUGCACCGUGGUGGACAUCUCCAAUAGACUAUUCUUAGGUGUACCAGUCAAUGAGAAGGAGCUGCUGCAGAAGAUUUUGAAGUAUUUUGACACAUGGCAGACCGUCCUGAUCAAGCCAGACUUCUACUUUAAGUUGGACUGGAUACACCAAAAGCACAAGGCAGCAGUCCAGGGACUCCAAGAUGCCAUAGAGAGUCUUGUGGAGGAUAAAAGGACAGAAAUGGAGCAGGCGGAUAAACUGGACAACAUCAACUUCACUGCAGAGCUCAUAUUUGCACAGAACCGUGGCGAGCUGUCUGCUGAGAACGUGAGGCAGUGCGUGUUGGAGAUGGUGAUCGCAGCACCGGACACUUUGUCCGUCAGCCUCUUCUUCAUGCUGCUGCUCCUCAAGCAGAAUCCAGAUGUGGAGCUGCUGCUGCUCCAGGAGAUCGAUGUUGUAGUCGGUGAGGAAGCUGCACAAAAAAGUGAAACGGUCGAAGCAAACUUAUUGAGGGACUUGUUUCCUGAAGGGGACAGAGCCCUGCAGAAAGGUGACCUCCACAAGCUGCAGGUGCUGGAGAGCUUCAUCAAUGAAUGCUUGCGUUUUCACCCGGUGGUGGACUUCACUAUGCGCCGGGCACUUUCUGAUGACAUCAUUGAUGGCUACAGGGUCCCUAAAGGCACGAAUAUCAUCUUGAACACCGGCCGCAUGCAUCGCAAUGACUUCUUCCUCAAUCCCAACCAGUUCAGUCUAAAAAACUUUGAAAAAAAUGCUCCUCGCCGUUACUUCCAGCCCUUUGGGUCAGGCCCUCGAGCCUGCGUUGGCAAGCACAUUGCUUUGGUGAUGAUGAAAACAAUCCUGGUGACACUGCUCUCCCAGUAUUCUGUGUGCCCCCACGAGGCCUUGACCCUUGAUGGCCUCCCACAGACCAACAACCUCUCUCAGCAGCCCGUGGAGCACGAGCAGGAGAGCGACCGUCUCACCAUGACAUUCUUACCUCGGAAGAGAGGGCGCUGGAACACUUCCUGAGACUUUUUUUCCCCUUGUCUUGUGUUUCUUUUCACACACAUUUAUUUACAGCAUACUACAUUCUCACUUUAAAACACAUUUAGUAAAACAUUGACUGGUGGGUUCAUGUUUGCCAUCUGAAUUUAAAAAAUGUGUUUAAAAUACUCCAUUUUAUUAAGAUUGCACGCCUGUAUAAAGCUUGUUUUUGCCAAAACCAGUGUAUCAACUUAAAUAUCAUAUUGUACAAACUUGUUGUGGUAUUUUUCAUUGUUGAUAAAAUAAUGCAUACAU
Nerophis ophidion (straightnose pipefish) is the source of this 1960-nucleotide messenger RNA. RefSeq names its product aromatase (gene cyp19a1a). Gene Ontology annotation, molecular function: oxidoreductase activity, acting on paired donors, with incorporation or reduction of molecular oxygen; monooxygenase activity; heme binding. The record is from RefSeq and is a predicted model, not a curated record. NCBI's taxonomy places the organism in Eukaryota, Metazoa, Chordata, Actinopteri, Syngnathiformes, Syngnathidae.